Vespula pensylvanica (western yellowjacket) is the source of this 6732-nucleotide messenger RNA. RefSeq names its product roquin-1 (gene roq). NCBI's taxonomy places the organism in Eukaryota, Metazoa, Arthropoda, Insecta, Hymenoptera, Vespidae. The transcript is spliced from 15 exons. Bases 156 to 2879 code for a protein of 907 amino acids. The record is from RefSeq and is a predicted model, not a curated record. Gene Ontology annotation, molecular function: metal ion binding.
UUAUUUUCCUCGUGUAUGCCAGCGACGUAGAAAUGUCUAUGGAGAUCAUGCUGAGCUCAUCUUAUCUGUGAUUCAUCUGUUCCUGCUUUAAUGGCAGAAUUAUGUGCGAAGUAACUGAUUAAUUAAUGUGAUGUUUUGUAAAGACAAUAACGAGAAUGCCAAUACAGGCACCACAGUGGACUGAAUUUCUUUCUUGCCCAAUUUGUUGUCAUGACUUUGAUGUGGCCAUACGAGGUCCGAUAUCUUUAGGAUGUGGUCAUACAAUAUGCAGUACUUGUCUAGCAAAUUUGCACCGCAAGCAAUGCCCUUUCGAUCAGAGUACUAUAAACACUGAAAUAGAAAGAUUACCGGUAAAUGAAGCUUUGCUUCAACUAGUUGGUAAUACUGUUCCAACAAAUGUUGCAACAUCGUAUCAAAAAUUAUUACCACCUGAAGAUCAUGCUAAUUACUUAGUGGCUAAGCGCUGCAUUGAAGAAUUAGCGCUUUAUUUGAAACCAUGUCAGACAAAUCCAACUAUAGCAGCAGGAAUGGGACUUGUGUCUCGUCCAAUGCAGAGAAAAUUGGUUACGUUGGUAGGCUGUCAAUUAGUAGAACCAGAGGGAAGAGCACGCGCUGUACGAGCAGCUCGAAGCUUAGGAGAAAGAUCUGUUACAGAGCUAAUAUUACAACAUCAAAAUCCUCAACAGCUUAGUGCCAAUUUGUGGGCUGCUGUACGUGCACGUGGUUGUCAGUUCCUUGGGCCAGCAAUGCAAGAGGAAGUUCUCAAACUAGUUCUUUUAGCUUUGGAGGAUGGUUCAGCUCUUUCAAGAAAAGUUUUAGUAAUGUUUGUGGUUCAACGUUUGGAACCACAUUUUCCACAAGCAUCAAAAACAAGUAUUGGACAUGUAGUACAGCUUCUUUAUAGAGCAAGUUGUUUUAAGGUAUCUAAAAGAGAAGGUGAUUCAUCUUUAAUGCAGUUAAAAGAAGAAUUUAGAACAUAUGAUGCUUUAAGAAGAGAACACGAUGCACAAAUCGUUCAAAUAGCAACUGAAGCUGGAUUACGAAUAGCUCCUGAUCAAUGGUCCGCUUUAUUAUACGGAGAUACUGGUCAUAAGUCUCAUAUGCAAAGUAUUAUUGACAAGCUACAAACGCCACAAUCUUUUGCUCAAAGUGUGCAAGAAUUAGUUAUUGCCUUACAACGUACACCUGAUCCAGGACAACUUAGCAGUUUAAGGCCACAACUAGAAUUAUUAGCUGCAAUAGAUCCUAGUCCAGAAACAGAACCGCCCACAUUAGCUGAAUGUCGUGCAGCACUGGAAGCUGUUAGAACUGUGGUUGCAGCUUUGGUGGAAUUCAUUCAGCAACAUGGAAACAGGAAAUGUUCAGAUGGUACUCAUAAUAUUGGCCCAAGUCAACCAAAGUAUAAAGUAAGCAUGUGUAGAGACCUUGCUCUUAGAGGAUCUUGUCCGAGAGCUACCAAUUGUACCUUUGCACAUAGUGACAUGGAACUUGAUAAGUAUAGAUCAAAGAAUCGAAAGUUGAGUAUCAGAACAAAUUUAUCUUUGAAUACCAAUACGGAAUUAAAGACGGAUAAAUCUAUUGUUCAAAACAAUAAGGUUUUUAAGCAAAGCGAAGAAGCACCUUAUCAUUCCAUAAAACCGCAUGAUAUUCAUAGGGAUAGUUUUAAUUCGUUGAGUAAAGUCAGUCCAACGCAACAUCCUAUCAUUAGUAACGAAAAUAAUUUUGUUGGAUCUUUGACAAGUUACAUGUUGCCACCACCACAAAAUUUAUCACAUAUGGUUCCAGUGAAAAGCAUGGAUAUUCAUUGUCCUCAUUAUAUUAUGCCUGCAGCAUCUUUAGAUUAUAACACAACUGAUAUGAGUAUGUGGGAUCUGCCGCAAGUAACAUCAGGUGUAACAAACGGAAUUUCUAAUAGUAAAAAGCAACGAACAGUAGCAAAAACAUUGGCAAUGUUGUUACAACGUAGAAUGGAAAUUUUGAAUCAACUUGAAACUAUAGUCAGCAAGCAAGCUCCUCAGAUGAAAAUGAAUUGUGACAUCCAAGGAGAUGUGCUUUCAUCGAAUUUAUCGAUAUGGGCAAAUUCAUCUGGAAGUCCUAUAGGUCCUGCAUCAAAUAUGAGUUGCAGUAAUAAUUUUCGAUGUACAGAUUCUGUAUUAUUUGAUGAUGAAUUUGUACCAUUUGACGCUUCACCUUCGAGCAAGUAUGGACCAAUAUCCAAAUUAUCAAAAACCAUGAUAAGAUCUCCAAAUGGUGUACCACCUACAAGUCUAUAUAACGAGGGUCCACCUGCAAUAUCUACUUUUCGACCUAUGCCAGCUCCUAAUUCCAUUUCAUCAUGGUAUUACGGUAAUCAGCCUUAUGCAUCUAUCGGUACAAACGGAGGAAUGCAAUCUGUUACUACAUCUAAUUAUGGAGAUGGAUAUAUUGCUCUUGGACGAAAUAUAUCAGAAUCACAAACACACUCACAUCUUUUGCAACAAGAAUGUAUGUCCAAAGAUUUAAUCUUGGAAUCACAGAAAGUAAAACAACAAUUGAAACAUUUAGAGAAGAAAAUUAAUGAUUUAAAGCUUGCAACACAAGGUGCAGCUUUUACAGCUGGUGAAAGACUUGCACAGGAGUUGCAAAUGAUUGAAGCAGGUAUUAGAGAAAAAGAAAAGGAUGUGAGAAAUUGGAGUCCUUAUGGUACCGUACCAUGGAUUCAAUCACCAGCUAACUUGCUUACGAAUCAAAGUUUCAAUCAGGAUUAUAAGACCGAAGAGGAAGAUACAUACGAGGCUGGCAUUGCGAAUGAUAUGCGCGAAUUAGAAUUACGAUGGGAGUUUGAACUGCAAGAACAGGAAAAACAUUGGUCGAGCGAAGAAGAUAAUUCGAAAAAGUAACAUAUUCUUGCAGUAUUAAAUAUUAACUCCCAGAUCUGACAAUGACUCAAGAAAAAGCAUGUGUUUUCACAUGUUCGUAUAAUUCUUUAAGAAAACUUUUAUGCGUCAAUGCGUUUACUUCUAUAAUUGGAUAAUCGAAAGUAAGUAGAAUUUUUACUCUUUGCAUAAGAAAGAUCUAUGAUUCUUCUACUCAAAAUCAAAAUUAUAUAUGGAGGAUGAUUACAUGAACAUUUUUAACAGCAUAAAUUUAGAUUUAUCAUCCAAUUGAUAAGUGAAACCUUUUUGUUGAUGUAGUACUGUGUAAAGUAGACUUACUACUUUCGCAUGUACUCGCUUUUGUAAUCAUUAAUAUGUAAUAUUUCUUAUGCAUAAAAACAACACCUUUCUGGAUAUUUAAACAUACUAGUUAUUGCUGUAAAUAUGUGAUAUUUUUAAAAAUUUGUUAAACACGUGAAAUAAUUUAUAAAAGCGAUUCAUUUAGUCAAACAGAAAGCCAGAUUGUUUUUAUUUAUAUUAUUUUACUGACAUUUAAGAAGUUACUUAGUGUACUUGGAAACUUAAUAAUUCAGCUGCCGCUUUGCUAAACACAUUCGUCAGGACAAGCGAAAGGUGGUUGUUGCUUGUAAUAAAGUAAAAAAUUUCAUUGAAAAACAAAUGGACAUAUGAAUACAGAUUUGUUAAAAUUUAACAGAAAUUGAUGUCAAUGUUUUAUAAACAUGACAAUGUAGUAUACUCAAUUUAUAUGUUUGCAUAAUGAAGCAAAACAUACUAUAUUACAGAGACAUUCGAGAAGAAUGUUACUUAACCUAAGUGAAGGUUACAUGAUAAAAAUAUACAAUUAUACAUAAGUAUUGCAGAUAGGUGAAAUUAACAUAUAUUGUCCAAAUUUUAUAUAAUUAUUAUCAUUCUGGUCAUUUACUGAAUCAUUAUUGACAUGCAAGAUAUUAAUGAUAGAAUUUUAUUAUUCUAUAUAAUUUUAUAUAAGCAGAAUUUCUGAAGAAAGUAUGAGCAUUUUUGGCAAGAAAAGAUUUUAAGUUGUAUGAGUAACUAAUAUAACAACAAAUUAUAAUCUCUAUUAUCUUUAAACAUUUAUAGAAUAAUUAUAACAAUUCCAUCAUAGUAUUAUUUAGUGUAUUCACCUAUAUAAAUAGAAAAAAUUAAUCAAACAAAUUUUCCAUAUUAACAAAGAUAAUACUAUACUAUAAAAAAUUAUUUUCGUUUUAAACAGAUCUAUUAGUAUUAUAUAUUUUUUCAAGUUUUAAAAAUCUUACUCACAAGUUCGUCGUUGUUCUUAAUUCUUAAUAAAUAUGUAAAAUUAAUAUGAUUAAAUGUAACCUUAGGAGCCUAUUUCAAGCAAAAAUUAACCAUGAUUUUUUUCUGUGCCUUUAAACUUCUGCAUUUUUAUGUUUAUAUAUACAUAUAUACGUGUAUAUAUAUAUAUAACUAUUUAACGUAUAAACUUUUCCAAAAAUCGAUGAUCAAAUUGUCUUAUUAAUUUAUAUCUCUUUGUAAAAACUUGAAAUAAUUUAUAUUAAUACUAUCAUUAUAUUUUGUCUUUGUCAACCAGUAAACGAUAGUUGACCAAAAAAUGAUGAUUAAAAAUUUGUGUAACAUGGCCAACUUGACUUUUUAAAAGAUAACAUAUAUUUUUUAAAUGAAUUAUUAAAUGAAUUAUUCACUUCUUGAGAGAAAAUGUUUAUAGAUCUAUAGAUUUUAUUUGAUUAUGAAUAAAAGCUAUCUGCUUUUUAAAAUCGAGAUGUUGAUGAAAAAUUUCAUAGGAUAGAAUAUGUUAAUCAACUUACUGCGCUCUUUUAUGGCAUCUUAAUGUAUGCAUUGCAAUAGUCUUUAGGUUUUCCUAUUUUUAUGAAAUAAUAUAUAACAUAAAUAUUAAUAAUUCCAGUUUUAGUGGAAGAAACAUUAUUGAUUUUUUGUGCAAAAUGAAGGUUGACAAAGGUUGACUCAUUAUGUAUCAGAAUUUUACUUUGUAAACUUAUAUUUGUUUAUCAAGUAUCAAUUAAUUACUUACCUGAAAUGGGUGAACAAUAUUAUUCAGUAUAAUAAUAAUAUAUAAUUGGUUUAUAAUGUCUGUUUUGUUAUGUUAUAUAAAUGUAUUGGAAAUAAUAAGAAGUACAUCUAUUUUUAGAACAUAGCUAGAUUUUUAGCAAUUAUAGAGACAAUGGUGCAAUUUUCUUUACUUGAUACCUAAUAUCAAAAAUUAUAACGUUAUGAGAUAUACAAAUAAUUCAUAGAUUUAAUUUGUUUAUUAGGUUUCGUAUGCAAAUUAAUAGCAAAAGCAAUGCUUACCGAAAAUAGUAACAACCAAAUUGUUUACUUCAUAUUGAUAAUUUAUUAUCAGUGUUGGAUAAAUUUUAGAAAAAAUUGUUUUUUUUUUAUUAUUAUUAUUAUUAUUAUUAUUAUAUUAAAAGUUUUAUUUUCAGUGUUGCAAGAUCUAUAGAUGGAACCAAAAUAUAAAAAUUCGUUUAAUAAGUAUACCUUGGUAAAAACAGACUGUUUUCAUUUUGUUGAAGCUAUCCCCGCGUAUACAGUUUAAAAAUUGGCCAUAUUAACCAAUAUGAAUGACAAUAUUGCAGAAAGGGGCCAUCUAUUAAUUUUGCUCAUAUGUAAAAAUAGCUGAAAUAAAAGAGUAUAGUAUUUUCAGAAGAAAUAGACAUUAUAUGUGAAAAUACAUGUUAAAUUUCUUUUCAAAUAUUAAAUUUCUUUUCUUCUGAAUUAGACUAAAUUAGUUUACAAGUUUGAUAAUUAUUCUAAUUUAUGAGUAAUUAUAUUAACACUUAAAUUGCGGCCAUGGUAUCUAUAUUUCGUUCCCUGUUUUAUACAUUAAGAACAUUUGAUAUAAAAGUUUUAGUUGGAAUAAAACAAGAUUGAAAAUAAAAACUUCAAUUUUGUUUAUUCUCUUUUCCAGGAAAUUAUAUUCGUAUCUUAUAAUUGAUAAAGAAUUGUAAUUUAUUUUUUGGAUGCAAACAGAUAAAGUCUAUAUAUCAUUUUCUUAAUAAUUCCUAAAUAUGCAUUUUGAAAACUGCUACGACGUUUGUCUCUUACAUAUAUAGUUUAUGUAAGAUUUUGAUUUUUCCUGUUAAAAGUUAUAUAUAGAAUGCAAAACAAGAGAUAAAAUUGAUGGAAAAUUACUAAGAAACAUUUACAUUUUUUAUCAAUUUUAUCAGAUUCUAUAUGUGAUCUCUUUCUACAAGCUCUAAUUAUUUUUUCUCGUUUCUAUUCAUAAUUUGAAACAUUAACUUGAAUGUAAAAUAAAAGCGAAGAGGGCUGUGUAUAAUGGGAAGUAAUAAGCGCAACAAUACUGUUUGUGCAAGCUUCAGAUUAAUUGCAUGUUAAACAUGUCACUAUGUGUAUAAUGAUACACACAUACCUAUGUUGAUGGUAUGAAAUCACAUACAAUCUAUACUAACGUUCUUUGUUUGAACAUACAAAACGAUAAUAAUUAUAUACAUAUCGGUAUAUAAUAUAUAGUCAAUGCACUUGGCACUAGCAGUACAGAUCCUGUAUAGAUUUUUUGUUAUAUUCCAUAUUUGAAAAUCUUAAGUAUCCUUUUUUUAACAUUUAUAUAAUAUUCAUUGUACGAAAUUAUCAAAUUACACUUAAACCAGUAUUCACAAUAUACGGCUUAUUUCUUUCAUUUUUUAAAUAUUAUUAUUCAAAAGUAGAAAACUGAUUGUGUAAGAUGUUGAGAAUAAAUAUACAUGCUAUAUUAGCAUUAUGCUUUAGCAAUAGAAUUUGAGUUUGUAAUUUAAAAAAAAAAGGAAUAAAGGAACAUUAGUCUUAAAGAGCUUUGUGUUAUGCAAGAAAAAUUCUUAUAUCUCUUUUCAUCAUCUUACAG